Molecule: messenger RNA, 549 nt
Organism: Pseudovirgaria hyperparasitica
Lineage: Eukaryota; Fungi; Ascomycota; Dothideomycetes; Acrospermales; Acrospermaceae
Product: phosphotyrosine protein phosphatases I
Exons: 2
Coding region: 1-549 (182 amino acids)
Biological process (GO): protein dephosphorylation
Molecular function (GO): protein tyrosine phosphatase activity
Source: RefSeq, a predicted model, not a curated record
AUGGCACCCAGGGGAUCAGACAGCGUAGGCCGGAGGCCGGUAUCAGUGGUCUUUGUUUGUCUAGGAAACAUCUGUCGUUCGCCCAUGGCUGAAGGUGUAUUCCAACACCUCACAAAAACUACCCGACCGCAGCAUCCCCUUAUCAGUCACAUCGACUCCGCCGGAACAGGUGCCUACCAUGUUGGGGACGAUCCAGACUCGAGAACCAUGAGCACACUCGCAGACAACGGUAUCACUGGGUACAGACACCACGCUCGCAAGUUCCAGCCCAGUGAUUUCAAGACCUUUGAUUACGUCAUGGCAAUGGACGACGAUAAUCUGGACUUCUUACAACGCAUGCGCAACAAGCUAGUAAAAGAUGGAAAUCCGGAUGGGGAGCUCGCAAAGCUUAGGCUAUUCGGUGACUUCGGUGGGCGGAAGGGCGAAGAAGUCGCCGAUCCUUAUUAUGGUGGGAAGGAUGGCUUCACGAUUGCAUACGAACAGAUGGUUCGUUUCACGAAGGGCUUUCUGAAACGCCUGGAGGUGGAAAACGUGGAUGACGAAAAAUGA